This is a messenger RNA of Cryptotermes secundus, 1522 nucleotides long. Its product is annotated as pyrimidine-specific ribonucleoside hydrolase RihA. The record is from RefSeq and is a predicted model, not a curated record. The transcript has 6 exons. Lineage: Eukaryota; Metazoa; Arthropoda; Insecta; Blattodea; Kalotermitidae. The coding region runs from base 159 to 1313 and encodes 384 amino acids. Gene Ontology annotation, molecular function: hydrolase activity, hydrolyzing N-glycosyl compounds.
AUUACAUACGUUGUGUUACUGUGAGAGAGCUUGCAGUCUGCUCUCUCUGGUGCUAGAAAUCUCCAGAGCGAUUUGUGGCGCCCUUUAACGACCUGUUGUGAAACGAGAACCAUAAUUAUUUAUACAUAAACCAAACGCGUUGAUAACAAGACACCAACAUGGCGAACUGCGAUGACAGUGGUGGCCAAUUAGUUGCUAUUGAGUCGGCACUGUUGCUAGUUGUAUCAGGUCUUGUUGCAGCUUUCGUCAUUUUAACUGUUAACGGAUCGCCAGCAAUGGAUGGGAGGACGGAAACAAUCCAUGUUAAAAGACCACAGGAUCACAGGGUACCAAAACUGGACACGGGAAAACUGAUUAUCGACACAGACGCUGGUGUAGAUGAUGCUGUAGCAUUGUUCCUUGCUCUCGGAUAUGAAGCGAGGCAGCUGAACAGCAAUGUCCGAAUCAUGGCCAUCACUUGCGUGUUUGGCAACACCGACGUCAAUAACGUGGCCCUAAACGUGCUCAAAGUGCUCAAGACAGCAAACAGGUUGGAUAUCCCCGUGUACCGCGGCGCCUCGCGAUCUCUCCUGGUAACUCCGCCUAUAGACGACUUCUAUGGGAAAGACGGGUUAGGGGACUUCGUGUACCCUGACCCGCCCAACCCCGCCGAAUACCUGAAGAAGGAACACGCGGCCGUCGCGCUGGUACGGCUCGCCUCGCAAUAUCCAAAACAAAUCACGCUCCUGUGUCUCGGUCCGCUGACAAACGUGGCUCUUGCUAUCCGCCUGGACCCCUUCUUCGUCACGAACCUAAAACAAGUUGUUGUACUUGGUGGGAGCACGGAAGGAUUUGGUAACGUAAUGCCUGGAAUAGAGUUCAAUUUCUAUGCGGACCCAGAAGCCAGCUUCAUUCUUUUCGACUCGGUGAAUGCAAGUGACAGUAACAUGAACCCCAUACUUCUGUUUCCAUGGGAGUCAGUUGUGAAACGUAACACUAUACUUAGGCAAUGGCGCAAGGAAGUGCUGGGCUCCGUGAGCAGCCAACAAAUACGCUUUCUCAACCUCGCUGAAAGAGGGAAUCUGGAUGAUAGCAAAGAAGCAGACUGGCACUGCGCCGACGCUCUGGUCACAGCGGUCACCCUUGACCCCAGUCUGAUGGGUCAGACUUCGGACUGCUACAACGCAAUGCCUGAAGUACAAGGCCUGAGGGCAAGGGGAUCUCUCUUCGUGGACUACAACAGCUUGCUCAAAGACGCGCCAUGUAAUGUCGUAAUUGUGGAGAAAGUGGAUAUAUUGCGCUACAAGAGAAUGCUUCUCAGCUUACUCGCUUAGACCCCGAGUGUAACUGGUAGUGCUCAUAUGGCAUUUGCAGUUUGUGGUGGGAGUUACUGAAACGGAGUUCCUUGCAUUCAAAAUGAGGCUGAAAGUCAUAAUGAAUUAAUGAGUAGGAUAAAUAUUCUAGUGCAGUAUCUCUCCGAUGCUAAAAUGAAAUAAAAUGUAUUAAUUUGUACAGUUUUGUACCUAUACAUCUUUUGUUUUCA